CCCAAAUGCACCCUCACUCCUCUUCGUCUUCUUCUCUCCCUCCACAACCCAUGAAAAGCAGAAACAACAAACCAACCACCCAAAACACACAGACCCGUCUCCAUCCAUCUCUCCUCAAACAAAACAAAACCGCCUCCUACCCACCAUUUCUGACCCCAUUCUGAGACACAACCCAGAGAUCAGAAAAAUGUGUUAUGUGGGUAAAGCGACCAAGAUCUUCAUCUUCAUCAUCACAGUUCUUGUGGUCACCGGCCUUGUCUUGGGAUUUGGGCUUCUAAGGCAUGCCGUACAGAAAUCUCAUAAAUGCUCCGGCGACUCUUGCCGGGAUUCCUCCAGAGUUUUCCCCGAUCCCAACCCUGUUAAUCCCUUCUCUAAUCCAAGUCCCAACCCAAGUUCAAGCCCAAGCCUAAGCCCACCUCCACCUCCACCUCCACCGCCACCUAACUCAAACCCUAGCUCAAAUCCGAGCCCUCCGCUACCGCUACCGCCACCGCCUCCAUCUCCUCCUUUGCCUCCACCACCGCCGCCGGUUGUUGCAACGGCUCCACUGCCAUUGAUCAGUCCUCCGAGCCCAGUGUUGGUCACUCCAGGUCCCGUGCAUUCUUAAUUGAUCCGUUGUUUUUAUAUUUUUUCAAUGAUUUUUUCUCCUUGUUUGGAUAAUUCUUAGAUGGGUUUUUUUUUUUGUAUAGAUCAGAUGGAUUAGUGCUGUUCAUUAAUUCUCUGGAUUAGAGCAGGGGAAGUAACGUUUUAUUAUCUCAGUACAAUUGUGUGGUGUGAUAGUUGAUUUUGCGACAUUUGAAUUUGUAUCGAGUACUAAUCGAUCUUAAUUGACUGAAUUAAUUAUGAC
Ilex paraguariensis (yerba mate) is the source of this 847-nucleotide messenger RNA. The record is from the annotation of a GenBank genome assembly. Lineage: Eukaryota; Viridiplantae; Streptophyta; Magnoliopsida; Aquifoliales; Aquifoliaceae.